GGGCCCGGCGGGAAGCCUUCAUGGUAGUCGGCGGCGACACCGGUGGGCCAUUGUAGCGGUAGUGGCGGACGCGUGCUGAUCUGUCGAGGACGCGCGCUCCUGCGGGCCUCCACGGCAGACGACGCUGUCUCUGCAGCAUUCAGCCGACAUGUUCGUGACACAGUGAUCGAGACGACAGUGUUAGGUACCCACCAAACGCCCCCGUCACGACAGUCAUUCCCCACAGACUAGCUGAUUCGACAGAUCUCUGAACAGCCACUGCCAUGGAGUCUGUGACACUGGCGGCGUGCGGCGCACCGGAGGGCAUCAGGACCGAAGUGUUGCUCCAGGCAACCGCUGCGGAUCCGGGCAACGAAGAGCUGGGGGUGGCGACCUCCGUGCACGGGCCGUCGAACGAGGUGGCGGCAGAAUCGGGCGAAGACCUGACCCCGGAAACCAUCCGUGCCGCCGAAGAGCGCUUGGACAAACUUUCGUUACGUAGCGUCUCUCUCCCGGCGGCCCCUGUCCUCGUGUUCUCGAUCGACGGCCCUAUCAAACGUUUCGUCGAGGUACCUGACGACAGCCCUCCGCGGAAGUCUGACAGACAGGACAAUGGUGGAGAUAGGGAGCCACUCAACUUGAAGAUGUGGAUGGUGAAGAACAUGGCGGCGCUGGGCUUGGCAUUUAUGGUCCAUUACAUAGCGAUGAAGGGUGCCAAUAACCUGCAGAGCUCUGUCAAUGCGGAGGGCGGUCUCGGCACCUCGGCGCUCACAGCUUACUACUCCGCAUUUAUUUUCUCCAACGCAUUCUUGCCCGUCAUCAUCAUAAGGUGGCUGGGCUGUAAGUGGACGAUGGCGGCGGGCAUCUUGGGCUACGUGCCGUACAUGGCGGCGCAGUUCUGGCCGUCGUUCUGGACGCUGGUGCCGGGCGGCCUGCUGGCCGGCCUGAGCGCGGGCCCGCUGUGGUGUGCGCAGAGCACCUACCUCAGCCACGUCACCGGCCACUACGCAGACGCCACCCCGCCGGCGCCGGGCCGCCGCGACGCGCUCAUGGUGCGCAGUUUCGGCGCCUUCUACAUGCUGUACCAGAUGAGCCAGGUCUGGGGGAACCUCAUCUCCUCUGCAGUGCUGUCCUUGGACGACCACGCUAGCGAAGCGGUGGCGCCCACGACGCCGGCGUCGCCGACGCCGCGCUGGUCAGGGGCAGCAGCGUGGCCGCGGUCGCCACUCAACGCGACGCAACCCAAGGAGGUGUGCGGCGCGCGCUUCUGCCCCUUGGCGUCGCGCGGGCCCGAGGCUCACGGGCCUCCGCUAGAGGUCUCUGGCAUAUUCGUCAUCACCGCCAUCUUCAUCGGCUGCAUCGUGGCCGCCUCCGCUACCGUCGCCAUGUUCGUAGACGCCAUAGACAGGAAAAAACAAAAUGACAAAGGAUCUUCAGGUGUGAAGCUCUUAGUAACAACAAUGAAGUUAUUGAAGAACCGCAAACAACUUCUCCUCCUCCCAAUAACAAUGUGGCUUGGUGUCCAGGAUGCUUUUGUUUCUGCUGAAUACACAUCUGCAUAUGUUACGUGUGGAUGGGGAAUCCAGAACAUUGGAUAUGUGAUGAUAUGUUUUGGUGUGACCAACUCAGCUUCAGCACUGUUACUUGGAUGGGCCGUCAAGAUCACUGGCCGCCUACCCAUAAUGGUGACAUCAUUUGCCCUUCAUGUGGCCAUAUUAGCAACAUUAUUAAUCUGGUAUCCACAUCCAACAAAUCACACAGUUUACUUUGUCAUCGCUGGUCUGUGGGGAAUUACAGAUGGGGUGUGGCAAGCACAAGUCAAUGCACUUUAUGGACUCACCUUUCCUGGGAAGGAGGAGGCAGCAUACAGCAGCUUCAGAUUGUUUGAAUCACUUGGUUACAUAAUUGCCUACAGUUACAGUGCAUGGCUUUGCACUUACAUAAAAAUAUAUAGUGUGCUUGGUUUGUUAGUCCUUGGAUUUGCUGGGUAUCUAGUCAUUGAAAUAGGAGUGAUCCACAAACAAAAAGCUCUUGCAAGUAGUUAGUGGUUAAAAUUUAAAAAUGAGUAAUAGCUGUAACAUCUUGAGCUCAUGUACUUCAAUCAAUGACAACUGUUUUUACAGUAAAAUAAAAUAAGUUGUAAGGAUUUUCUUUAUUAGAGCCACUGCAUGGUAGGUUGUCAUUGUAUAUCAUUAUGAAGAUGUCUUUCAGUUUAUUUUGUGUUUGUAGAGCCUAAAAUGUUUUUCCCUGAGUGUCAGCUUUCUUGCAAAGAUAUUAUUAAAUGAAAUGAGAGGGAAAAAUUUAACAUUGUGGUUUCACUAUGACAGUGCUCUUUCAACAUCUUAAAAAUAUAGGUAGCCAAAGGCAACAGACAGUAGUUUUAAGUUAUAUGAUGUAAUUUGUUAUUUUAUUACCACUGCUGACUUUCAGUUGAGCUGUAUCUGCACCUUUAAGCACCACUGAUGUAGUGUUACUUCCAUGUACAAUUGUUUAAUUAUAUUUAAGUUAAUUUUAAUUUUAUACUUAAUUUUAAUAAUAUUGUGUGAAAAUGUUAGUUUAAUGUCUUUCUUCUGUUAUCAUUACAUCCUGCUUAUUAAACCAUUUAAAUAUGAUGAAAAGGCCAGAAAUUUCAGUUACACACUGUCUCAGAAAAAAAUCAGUCCACAAAAAAUUCUUAUGUACUCAGAGACUCAAAAUGAUGAUUAAAUAUUACACAUGAGUAUAAUUAAUGAAAAAAGCAAAUUGUUAUGUUAAGGAUUGAAAAUGUGCUUUUCAAUGCUAAACUCAGUCAGCAUAGUUAUGCAUGUGUAACACUGCCAGAAUUAUUGCCAUCAGUAAUACUGUAUAUAGUGAUGAAAUCCUUGAGGCCUGUGUGAAGCUACAUCCCUAGCCCUCUUCACUGACACUCUCCAGUAUCAAUUGACUUAGGCUAGUAUUCAAUCCUAGACCACCAAAAUUGUAAAUGGAGGUUUUCUAAAUAUACUGGCAGGAGAUGAGACACUGUUAUUUCUGUUAAUUGUUUAAGCAUGUGUAUCUCUGUGAUAAUUUGUAAUGUUGUUCUAAAUGUGCCUAAACCAUUUAUUCUGAUAUCCUUGUACUGAUAAAUUAUAAGUUCUUGAAGUAAUAAAAUAUUUAACUCUUUCUUAA
This is a messenger RNA of Schistocerca gregaria, 3126 nucleotides long. Its product is annotated as UNC93-like protein. The coding region runs from base 264 to 2024 and encodes 586 amino acids. Lineage: Eukaryota; Metazoa; Arthropoda; Insecta; Orthoptera; Acrididae. The transcript is spliced from 6 exons. Gene Ontology annotation, molecular function: potassium channel regulator activity. Gene Ontology annotation, biological process: regulation of muscle contraction; regulation of potassium ion transport. Gene Ontology annotation, cellular component: striated muscle dense body; plasma membrane. The record is from RefSeq and is a predicted model, not a curated record.